AUGGAUGCUGCGUUUUGUCUGCCUUGCACAUUAUUGCAUCAAAAAUUAAAUUUAAAAUCUGCAUUAGCUACUAAUCUUAUUUCAAAGGGGCAGAACUACUGGAAUGACAGUGUUUCGGUCUAUAAAAAACAUGAAAAAAGUGCUCUUCAUAAGGACACCUCUUCUAUUUUGACUUCUUUAAGGACUAACCAGUCAGGUACAACCAAAAAAAUUAAUGAACUGGUAUCUACUAUGUAUUCCAAAAAGGUAGAAGCCAACAGAAUUUUUUUAGCAGCUAUUAUUGAUACAGUUAUUCUUUGUGGCCGCCUAUGCAUUUCCCUGAGAGGACACAGAGACAACUUAAAAGAUUUUCCUGAAGUUGGUGGCUAUGCUCCUUAUUCUGUAGGUAAUUUUCUUGACCUUUUAAAUUAUAGAGUAAGAGGGGGUGAUAUAGCUUUAGGUAAUCAUUUAAAAGCCUGUUCAAAAAAUGCAACUUACUUAUCACCACAAACACAGAAUGAAAUUAUUUCAUGUUGUGGUGAUUAUAUAACAGACAAAAUAAUAUCUGCAGUUAAACAAGCUAAAUUUUUUUCAAUAAUUUGUGACGAAGCUUGCGACACAUCUACCAAGGAACAAAUGUCAGUAGUACUUCGUUUUGUAGACCAACAUUGUAACUUGCGAGAGGAAUUCAUAAGGUUUGUUCAUUGUAGUGAAGGGCUCUCAGGUUUGUCUCUUUCAAAGGUCAUUUUAAAAACCUUGAAUGAACUUUCUCUUGACAUACAGAAUUGUCGAGGUCAAUGUUAUGAUGGUGCUGGGAAUGUAGCUGGUAAAAUUAAUGGUUGUCAGGCUCAUAUUUUAAAGCAAAACAGAUUAGAUUUAUACACACACUGUUCUUCUCAUCGCCUAAAUUUAGUUGUCUGUAAUUCGUGCUCUGUACAUUAUGUCCGCAACAUGAUGGAUCAAAUCAAACAGAUAACAUAUUUUUUCAAAUUUUCUGAAAGUAGAUUGAAACUUUUACGAAAGAAUGUUGCUGACUUUACUAACAAUCCUAAUUAUGCUCAUAUUAUUGAUUUUUGUAACACUAGGUGGGUGGAACGUAUUAUUGGCAUGAGUGUUUUUAAUGAUUUAUUUGAAGGCAUUUUAGCUACUUUUGAUGAGAUGGCCCUUAACCCUAAUGGGGUAAUUAAUGCUGAUUUCCCAACCCUUUAA
Messenger RNA from Hydractinia symbiolongicarpus, 1188 nucleotides. RefSeq names its product zinc finger MYM-type protein 1-like. Bases 1 to 1188 code for a protein of 395 amino acids. The record is from RefSeq and is a predicted model, not a curated record. Lineage: Eukaryota; Metazoa; Cnidaria; Hydrozoa; Anthoathecata; Hydractiniidae. The transcript has a single exon.